AUGGAGGCUCAAAUGGCAAAUCUCCACCUUGAUGGCGGCGCCGACCCUAAACAAGCCUCCCGCCCCUCGCACGCGCAGGCUCAUGGCAGGAGCGCGCAUCCUCCGAACGCUGCCAUGAGGCCACUUGCUCCCUCGAGCUCCAUCGCGUCCAACAUGGGCAUCAACGGUGGCGUCAACAUGCAGCACUUUAACCGCAUCGCUGCCUCUGCAAUGGGCGGCGGGGCUGCGGUCUCAUCCACCGGGCUCACCAACGCCAACAGCAUCGUGCAAGGCAUGAGCCGCGGCGCUCCAUCACACAUGCAGCCACUCAAUGCUGCGAGGCCAAGUGCACAACAACCGACCCACGGGCACAGCAACCUCAAGAGUCGACCUCCAAGUGUGGCGGGAACCUCUGCUGGCGCCGCGGGCUCAUAUCGCGCCCCAAAUGCUCUGUCUCAUACAUCACAAUCCACCAAGGGAAGCAACAUGCUCGAGGCAAGCUCGUCCAGGCCGCCAACUCAGAAUGCCUCCUCAGCAUCCUCGGCACCAACCGUCGACCUCGGCCGCUACGAUGGCGGGCUGGAGCGCGACGAGGCCCGCGGUCGCAGAGGCACCAUGCAGUUCGAUCCGCUCGUCUUGUCCUCGGCCGAUGCGGGCAAGUCGCAUCCACCGACGCGAGUGUGGUCGCUCAACGACUUUGAGAUGGGUCGUCCGCUCGGCAAGGGCAAGUUCGGUCGCGUCUACAUGGUCCGCACUCGCGGCGGUCCCAACAAGGGCUACAUCAUCGCGCUCAAGUGCAUGUACAAGAACGAGCUCGUCGAGAACAAGGUCGAAAAGCAGCUGCGUCGCGAGAUCGAGAUCCAGAUGAACCUGCGCCAUCCUCAUAUCCUGCGUCUCCACGGAUACUUCCACGACGAAGGCCGUGUCUUCCUCAUGCUCGAAUUUGCAGGCCGCGGAGAACUGUACAAGCUCAUGAACAAGCUUCCCGACCGCAGAUUCGAGGAGAAGGUCGCUGCAAGCUACAUCGCCCAGAUGGCAGACGCGCUGUCGUAUCUGCAUAGCAAACAUGUGAUCCACCGCGACAUCAAGCCCGAGAACCUUCUGCUUGGCAUCAAAGGCGACCUCAAGAUCGGUGACUUUGGCUGGAGCGUACAUGCGCCAGGCAAUCGCCGUCAAACGCUUUGCGGCACGCUCGACUAUCUUCCUCCCGAGAUGGUCAACGGUGAACAGCACGACAAGGCUGUCGAUCUCUGGGCCCUCGGCGUCCUAUGCUUCGAAUUCUUAGAAGGCGUUCCUCCCUUUGAGGAGCUCGAAAACGCUCCGGCCGGCACUUAUCGCCGCAUCAACAACAUCGACUUCAAGAUCCCACGUCACUUUAGCCCGGAAGCUGCUGACCUGGUACGCGCACUCCUCAAGAAGAAACCAGACGACCGCCUUCCACUCACAAAAGUGCUGCGCCAUCCCUGGAUCAUGAAGUACGACCCGGACGCCUGCCGUCGCGCAUCGCGCGGCAAGAUCCAGUAG
This is a messenger RNA of Moesziomyces antarcticus, 1503 nucleotides long. Its product is annotated as kinase-like protein. The coding region runs from base 1 to 1503 and encodes 500 amino acids. The record is from RefSeq and is a predicted model, not a curated record. Lineage: Eukaryota; Fungi; Basidiomycota; Ustilaginomycetes; Ustilaginales; Ustilaginaceae. Gene Ontology annotation, molecular function: protein kinase activity; ATP binding. The transcript has 4 exons. Gene Ontology annotation, cellular component: spindle pole centrosome; chromosome passenger complex; spindle microtubule. Gene Ontology annotation, biological process: mitotic spindle organization; regulation of cytokinesis; protein phosphorylation.